AUGGCCGGAAGCACCCGGUAUCCUGGAAAACCGACGUCCGCGCCCGCGUGUUUCGCCCCGUCCCUCCCGGCCUCUCUCCCGUAUAUAUCCACCCUGCUCCAGCUAACAACUCACCAACGCAAGCAUCCAUCGCUUCAGCUCAGUUCUUCGACUGCGACUCACCAAUCAUCUACUGGGAUCACACGCUUCACAGACCAACCUCCACCAACGCAGUUCACAGGUCACUUCAUGGCGGCUGCAGCCAAGGCGUCUUGGAUGGCGGCGAUGAGCGUCGGCGCCGUGGAGGCGCUCAAGGACCAGGCCGGCCUCUGCCGCUGGAACUACGCUCUCAGGGCCAUUCACGGCGCAGCCAAGGGCAAGGCCAGUAUCCGCCGCGGUGCUGUGGUCUCGCAAGGCACGAAGCGGCCUCCGGCCUCUGCGGCGGCCGUGGCAGAGAGGCGGCGAGCGGAGAAGGCCGAGGAGGGGCUGCGGACGGUCAUGUACCUCAGCUGCUGGGGUCCCAACUAG
Triticum turgidum subsp. durum (durum wheat) is the source of this 507-nucleotide messenger RNA. The record is from the annotation of a GenBank genome assembly. NCBI's taxonomy places the organism in Eukaryota, Viridiplantae, Streptophyta, Magnoliopsida, Poales, Poaceae.